Branchiostoma floridae (Florida lancelet) is the source of this 720-nucleotide messenger RNA. RefSeq names its product zinc finger protein 436-like. NCBI's taxonomy places the organism in Eukaryota, Metazoa, Chordata, Leptocardii, Amphioxiformes, Branchiostomatidae. Bases 1 to 720 code for a protein of 239 amino acids. The record is from RefSeq and is a predicted model, not a curated record. The transcript is spliced from 3 exons. Gene Ontology annotation, biological process: regulation of cytokine production; regulation of immune system process; negative regulation of transcription by RNA polymerase II.
AUGCAGUUCAACCGUUUGAGUCAUCUGAAGUGCCACAUACGGACUCACACUGGGGAGAAACCCUACAGGUGUGAGGAGUGCAGCAAGCAGUUCAGUGCGCUGAGCACUUUAAAGAACCACAUACGGACUCACACUGGGGAGAAACCCUACAGAUGUGAAGAGUGCAGAAAGCAGUUCAGUCGACAGGGUCAUCUGAAAGAUCACAUGCGGACUCACACAGGGGAAAAACCCUACAGGUGUGAGUAUUGCAGCAAACUAUUCAGUGUGAAAGCAAACUUGACAAGUCAUGUGAGGACUCACACGGGGGAGAAACCUUACAGGUGUCAGGAGUGCAGCAGGCAGUUCAAACAGCUGAGUACCUUAAAGAAACACAUGCGGACUCACAUAGGGGAGAAACCCUACAGGUGUGACAAGUGCAGCAGGCAGUUCAGUGACCUGGCUAAACAUGCAGAAUCACAGAGAGGAGAAGCGCUACAGGAGUGCAGCAAGCAGUUCAGUGCGCUGAGCACUUUAAAGAACCACAUACGGACUCACACUGGGGAGAAACCCUACAGAUGUGAAGAGUGCAGAAAGCAGUUCAGUCGACAGGGUCAUCUGAAAGAUCACAUGCGGACUCACACAGGGGAAAAACCCUACAGGUGUGAGUAUUGCAGCAAACUAUUCAGUGUGAAAGCAAACUUGACAAGUCAUGUGAGGACUCACACGGGGGAGAAACCUUAA